This is a messenger RNA of Punica granatum (pomegranate), 2610 nucleotides long. The record is from RefSeq and is a predicted model, not a curated record. NCBI's taxonomy places the organism in Eukaryota, Viridiplantae, Streptophyta, Magnoliopsida, Myrtales, Lythraceae.
UGGACAUGGCUCCGAACACGUAGCCUCGGCAAUCCAACACCCAAGGCUUCUGGCAAUUGCUUGCUUGCUUCUUCUUCUUCUUCUCCUCACUCUUCGUCUUCAACUCCGACUCCAACUCCAAUUCCCUUCUGGAGGAGAAUAAAUAUCAGCUCCCGACUUCGGCUUCUUCCUGUUCAUUCCCCCACUUCUUCUUCUUCUUCCUCCUCCCUUUUGUGCUACAACAAUGGCGAUUGUUACAAACCCAUUGCUAUCCUCCACCUUCUAUGGCGACAGGACAGUUUUCCUCUCCCCUCCGACCCCUAAAACCACCAGAUCUCCCUUCGCAAGAAGGAGGCCUCAGCCCACCCAAUCCAUCUUCAAGAAGAACCCCGACUCGUCCGAGAAGAGCUUGAGGGCCAUUUCUUCUCAUGCCGCUCUCUCCGCUCUUCUCCUCGGUUCCAUGGCCCCGCAAGCAAUGGCGAUGGAUGGCACACCGACGCAGUCCACUCCUCCGCCGGUGAUUGAGGCCCAGCCCGUGAAGCCGAGCCCAUCUAACGGGUCGCCGUUUGGCCAGAACCUCCUCCUCACCGCCCCGAAACCGCAGUCCCAGGCCGCCUCUGACCUCCCCGAGGGCUCCAAUUGGCGGUACAGCGAGUUCCUGAACGCCGUCAAGAAGGGCAAGGUCGAGCGUGUUCGGUUCAGCAAGGACGGCUCCGCCCUCCAGCUCACUGCCGUCGACGGCCGCAGAGCGACCGUUAUAGUCCCGAACGACCCGGACCUUAUCGAUAUCUUAGCCAUGAAUGGUGUCGAUAUUUCUGUCUCCGAGGGAGAGUCGGGAAAUGGUCUGUUCAACUUCAUUGGGAACCUGCUGUUCCCGUUCCUGGCUUUUGCCGGGCUGUUCCUCCUCUUCCGCCGGGCUCAGGGCGGCCCUGGAGGUCCAGGCGGUCUCGGUGGCCCUAUGGACUUCGGGCGGUCCAAGUCCAAGUUCCAGGAGGUGCCCGAGACCGGCGUCACAUUCGCUGAUGUUGCAGGUGCCGAUCAGGCCAAGUUGGAACUCCAAGAGGUUGUUGAUUUCUUGAAGAACCCUGACAAGUACACGGCUUUGGGAGCAAAGAUCCCGAAAGGAUGCCUUUUGGUUGGCCCACCCGGAACCGGGAAGACCCUUCUAGCCCGGGCAGUUGCCGGCGAAGCUGGGGUUCCAUUCUUCUCUUGUGCAGCCUCGGAGUUCGUAGAGUUGUUCGUGGGAGUUGGAGCUUCGAGGGUCAGGGAUUUGUUUGAGAAGGCCAAGUCGAAGGCUCCGUGCAUUGUUUUCAUUGAUGAGAUUGAUGCUGUGGGAAGGCAGAGAGGGGCGGGUCUCGGAGGCGGGAAUGAUGAGAGGGAGCAGACCAUUAAUCAGCUCCUUACUGAGAUGGAUGGGUUCUCUGGGAAUUCGGGGGUCAUUGUUUUGGCUGCUACCAACAGGCCUGAUGUUCUCGACUCAGCUCUGUUGAGACCUGGGAGAUUCGAUCGGCAGGUCACUGUGGACCGACCAGAUGUUGCUGGCAGAGUUAAAAUUCUUCAGGUACAUUCGAGAGGAAAGGCUCUGGCAAAGGACGUUGACUUUGAAAAGAUUGCGAGGAGGACCCCGGGAUUUACCGGAGCCGACUUGCAGAAUCUGAUGAACGAGGCUGCCAUUCUCGCAGCCCGCCGUGACCUCAAGGAGAUCAGCAAGGAUGAGAUCUCUGAUGCUCUUGAGAGGAUCAUAGCAGGGCCCGAGAAGAAGAAUGCCGUCGUCUCCGAAGAGAAGAAGAGACUAGUUGCCUAUCAUGAGGCUGGCCAUGCUCUAGUUGGUGCAUUGAUGCCGGAAUACGACCCUGUUGCGAAAAUAUCGAUUAUUCCACGUGGGCAAGCUGGGGGCCUUACCUUCUUCGCCCCGAGUGAAGAAAGGCUGGAGUCAGGACUAUACAGCAGGAGCUACCUUGAGAAUCAGAUGGCUGUUGCUCUUGGUGGAAGAGUAGCUGAGGAAGUCAUUUUUGGAGCUGACAAUGUAACAACUGGAGCAUCUAACGACUUCAUGCAAGUGUCCCGUGUGGCGAGGCAGAUGGUUGAAAGGUUUGGGUUCAGCAAGAAGAUUGGGCAAGUAGCGAUCGGUGGACCUGGUGGAAACCCCUUCUUGGGUCAGCAGAUGUCAUCCCAGAAGGACUACUCAAUGGCAACGGCAGAUGUGGUGGAUGCGGAGGUGAGGGAGCUCGUGGACAAGGCCUACGCGAGGGCAAAGGAGAUAAUCACCACCCACAUUGAUAUCCUCCACAAGCUUGCCCAGCUUCUCAUUGAGAAGGAGACCGUUGAUGGUGAGGAGUUCAUGAGCCUCUUCAUUGAUGGCAAAGCCGAGCUCUAUGUGGCCUAAGUCGUCUCUUCCAGAAUGCUACAACUUGCACCCAGAUAAGAGUGGUGAUGAUCGGAUUUGGUUUCUGCUAGCAGAAGCAUUAUAGUAAAGAAAGAGUUUGUAAAAGCUACACAUUCUUAUGCUCUGUUGUAUAUUUUAGGAUCAGGUGAGAUUUUCUUGAUCGGUACAUAAAAGGUCCGAAAAUGUGUCUAGUAAGAGUUGAUGUGUUUUUAUUGUUGAUGCUAGAAAGGUACAGAUUCCGACCA